Messenger RNA from Bubalus bubalis (water buffalo), 1119 nucleotides. It is a transcript of the gene MAD2L2, whose product is annotated as mitotic arrest deficient 2 like 2. Bases 167 to 802 code for a protein of 211 amino acids. The transcript has 9 exons. Gene Ontology annotation, cellular component: zeta DNA polymerase complex. NCBI's taxonomy places the organism in Eukaryota, Metazoa, Chordata, Mammalia, Artiodactyla, Bovidae. The record is from RefSeq and is a predicted model, not a curated record.
GCUGGAAGCCGGCCUUAGGACCCGGCGGAGCGCCGCGGACGUCACGGAGCGGCGCCCUGGCCGCGGGUUGAGCGGGAGGCGCGCGGGAGUAACCCGAUCCGUGGUCUCCCUCGCUGGGGGCCGGGCCCCUAGCCGGGAAUUGAGGCCGGAGCCGGUGUCGGGAAGGAUGACCACGCUCACGCGACAGGACCUCAACUUUGGUCAAGUGGUGGCCGAUGUGCUCUGCGAGUUCCUGGAGGUGGCGGUGCACCUGAUCCUCUACGUGCGUGAGGUCUACCCGGUGGGCAUCUUCCAGAAGCGUAAGAAGUACAACGUGCCUGUCCAGAUGUCCUGUCACCCGGAGCUGAACCAGUAUAUCCAGGACACAUUGCACUGCGUCAAGCCACUCCUGGAGAAGAAUGACGUGGAGAAAGUGGUGGUGGUAAUUUUGGACAAGGAGCACCGCCCAGUGGAGAAAUUCGUCUUUGAAAUCACCCAGCCCCCGCUGCUGUCCAUCAGCUCCGACUCCCUGCUGUCUCACGUGGAACAGCUGCUCCGAGCCUUCAUCCUGAAGAUCAGUGUGUGUGAUGCUGUUCUGGACCACAACCCCCCAGGCUGUACCUUCACCGUCUUAGUGCACACGAGAGAAGCUGCCACUCGCAACAUGGAGAAGAUCCAGGUCAUCAAGGACUUCCCCUGGAUCCUGGCAGAUGAGCAGGAUGUCCACAUGCACGACCCCCGACUGAUACCUCUAAAGACCAUGACAUCAGACAUCUUAAAGAUGCAGCUCUAUGUAGAAGAGCGGGCGCAUAAAAGCAGCUGAGGGUGCACCUGCCCUCCCCAGUACCCCCCAGGAAAGCCACGACUGUCAGACUUUGGGGGCCCAGCCUUGGGCCGUGCUGCAGGGCCACCCUGAUUCCAAGUGCUCUUAUUGUCUCUGUGUAUGGACCACCCCCGCCUCCAGCCCUGGGCUGCUCAGGCCUGGUUGCCUUCAUGGAGGAAUCGCUCCCUUCUCCGCCAGGAGGGCAGGGAAGAAUGCUGGGACCUCAGUUUCUCAGCCUUCUGGGAUUUGGCCGGCCAACGCUGUCUGUCUCAAAUGCUGUGCUGUGAGUUGUUUCAAUAAAGAGCUCCCAGGGCUGA